Myxocyprinus asiaticus (Chinese sucker) is the source of this 3952-nucleotide messenger RNA. RefSeq names its product protein phosphatase 1 regulatory subunit 26-like. Lineage: Eukaryota; Metazoa; Chordata; Actinopteri; Cypriniformes; Catostomidae. Gene Ontology annotation, biological process: negative regulation of phosphatase activity. The record is from RefSeq and is a predicted model, not a curated record. The transcript has 5 exons. Gene Ontology annotation, molecular function: protein phosphatase inhibitor activity. The coding region runs from base 185 to 3859 and encodes 1224 amino acids.
CGUUCUCGUAUGUAUGUGAACCGUGAACACUCAAAAAAAUUGUGAACAAUCGCAAAAGGUGAAUCUUUUACACACUUGAAAAUCAACGCACCAGCUCUUCAUCUGUCAUAAGAAUGUGAACAAGAUCACUGGUAGAGCUUCUCCAUGCACCUACAGUACAUCCCUUCCAGUCAGAUCUUCUAGAAUGUUCCUGAAGACGGUUCCUCCGGUGUUGGCUAUUCACUCAAAAUGGAGAUCCAGUAAAAGCUGCAGCCUGCCUCUGUUUUUCAAUGACAGUGCCUCCGACAGUGACCUCGCCUCUGCUAGUGGCACCCCCUUCCCACAAAAGAUCCAGAUGAUCAUAGAGAGCCUCCACAGCACCCAGUCUUCGGACAUGAGCGAGAACGUACAGACCGAAAAGGCUGCUCACUCCAGCCACGAGACUGGCUUCAAGAGUCAAAUGCGACUCAUGGACAUGCCAGCAAGAUCCCGGCGACAAGGAACGGCCACUAAACUACGGACUGACGGGUGUGAUACUGGAGAAGAUUCAGAUAGUGACGACUCUGUGGACAGGGGCAUUGAGGAGGCGAUCCAGGAGUAUUUGAAGGAGAAAGUGGACCAUAAGCGCAGAGGGGAUCCGUUGACAAGUCCGUCCCCAGCACCCAAACUUCCACGGAGGGAACCAAGUGUGCCUGACGCCGCUAAACAGCAUGCACAUUCCAGCAGUGGCAAGGUGCUGACUGCUAGCAAUCAUAUCCAGAACACUUCAACUGGUGUGCUACCCUUAAAGAAGAAAGUAAAAAGUAAAAAGCUAAGCAAAGAAAAUCCCUUUAAGAAAGCAGACACUAGUAAAGUGCCCACGAAAAGUCCUCCUUCAUCCAGAGGUAAAAAAGGAUCUUCCUCUUCUUCUGAAAUGGACAGAUCUCCACCUCGUCUUGUCAUAAAGGAAGAGGAGGAGUGGCUCGAUUCAAGCAGCGAUGAUGGAAUCGAAGAGGAGAUUCAGAGAUUCCAGCAGGAGAAGAAAGAAAAACAGGAAGGUGAAAAAGAUGCCUUGAGAUCCUUACAACAAAAAGACAACUCUGAUUCCAGCAGCGAUGAAGGAAUUGAGGAAGCCAUCCGUCGCUUCCAGGAAGAAAAACACCAGCAGAAGAAAAAGAAAAGUCCUCUUAAUCCUACCCAACUUGUGCCUGCACAACGUAGCAAACCGGCCGUCGUUUCUUCUGAACACACAAGCACUCAACCACUCAAAACACUGUCCAAGAAGAACAAUAAGAAAAAAUUGAAAGCCAAGAAGUCUGAUCACCCUACACCACUGGCCAUAAGCCACUUUUUAAACAAGUGUUCCUCCCAGAGCUCCAAAGUUAAAGGGUUUACUGUGCCCCCAACAAACCCCAAACAAACCCACAUGGAACAUCAGAUCCACUCCAGCUUGAAGGUUAAUACUGCUGAGCUGAUGUGUGCAGAAGCCAUUUUAGACAUCUCAAAGACAGUCAUGCCCGAGGUGUUUGAUUCCAACCUAAACAUCACUAACAGAAAUUUGCUUCAGGCUCCAGCUUUCCCGGCAUUUGCACCAUCUGAUGAUAAGAGUGAUGACAGCUCCGUUGACAGUGAGGAUGGAAUCGAACAGGAGAUAAGGAAAUUUUUGGAGCUGAAAGCAAAGAUGAAUAAAGAGCUACCAACAGCAACCAGCACACCUUCACCAGGUUUAGGAGACCCAAUGGCAGGCAAAGAGCCAAAGAAAAAAACAAAGGAAACCCAGCCGAAUAAAGUCACCAGGCUCUCCCUGUCAAGGAAACGCAAAUUCAAAGAGGAGCAAAGCAAACCUUCGAGAGAUGGCGACAUGGUUUGUAACAUCAAAGAGGAGCCUACAGGGAAACUUCUGAUCCAUAGUGACACCACCAGAUCUCAUAUUUCAUCCCCUGAGCAUUCUACCACUCCCACCGUGACAUCACAUUCAAGCUGUCUAACCUCCUUGAAAAAUAACAAACCAAAACAGAACUCUCCUUCUCGUAAGAUUACGGAUUGUUCCGUACCCAAAGACAAAGGUUUGAGUUACGGUACAUCCAGCCCACGUAAUUCUUCAAGCACUGUGAUUGGCUCAGAGAGAAAUGACAGUAGUGACAAAAGCAGCUCACUGGACAGCGACGAGGAUCUAGAUGCUGCAAUUAAAGACCUGCUUAAGACAAAGAAAAAGGUGAAAAAGAAAGUAAGGGACAUGAAGGUGAUAAAAGGUGUCAGACCUGUAGAGACAUCAUCUGUGGAGACCUUGAAGGAACACAAACCUUCCACAGAACAGAAAAGCAUCACACCUGCUAAUGCUGUAAAAUCAAGCGUUUUAAAUGGUGGCAAAGAAACACUGAAUGUUCAAGCUAAAAACAACAAGGGUCUUAAAAGAAAAACAGUUAAGAACAAAUCAGAAGUCCAGAACAAAUCAGAAGUCCAGAAAAGCCAAACACAUGCAGACAGAGUGACAGGAAAUGGUGUAAUUCUUAAGGCAAGUACCCCAGAUUUUGACUUACCCUCUUCCAGUCCACGUGCAGAUGACAUUGUAGAUGACGACAGUUCUGUAGACAGUGACGACAGCAUUGAGCAAGAAAUCCGAAGGUUUUUGGCUGAGAGAGCCAAAGUGGUCGCACCUACAGCUGCAAGCAUCAAACAAGAAGAGGAUGUUGGAGAAUCCUUGAUCUCAACUGUAGAGUUUGAUUUUAAAUUAGAACAUCAACAGAUUCCAAUUAAAACUCCUGAUUCUGCUUCAGCAGCAGCUUCUGGUAGUCCUCAGCAUAGUGAAGAGUGUUGGGGAAAGGAAUCCAUAGUAGCUCAAAGACAAACAGACUCACCUGUUGAAUCCGAUAAGGGACCAAUUCUCUCACCAGGCAGUUCUUACGUUAUGGCUUUUAGGAAGACUGAAAGUCAAAAAUUUGAGAUCUCAACCUCAAGCGAUCCCAAGAAUAACACCACAUCCCAGAAAGGAAAGGACGUAUUGUCCGAUCAAGGCCCUCCAGCAAGUCAUACCAUCAAACCCAACUUCUUAUCAACGCCCUCUGUCGGCUCAGAAACACCACAACACCAGAACCUGUUCCUGAUGAGGCCCGUUAACAACAGUAUGAAUGAAGUUAAGGAACGUUCCUUAACAGACUGCAAGGAACUUCCCUCCAGCCGACAAAGUAGAUUAGCUCCUAGGAUACCUUUGAAGGAUGUCAUCAGCUCUCUUUGUCCCUCACCACUUUCUACAACAGAACCUCCCAUGAACUCCCCAACAGAGAUCCCUGGGGUCACCACGGGUGACCUCUUGACCUCAACGACCCCUGGGAGCAGGACAGAGGGGUUUUACGUACAUAAUCACAUGAAAAAGGACAAAAGGGACAGACACCUAUCAGAUAAACCACACUCGUCCCCUUCCAUCUCUCACUUGUGCCAGCCAUCACCUGUAGUGCAACCCGACCUGGGCAGUAGUAUAACCCAGGUACAGCAGGACCAGACAGUCCAAAAGACAAACCACCUGCAGGUCAGACAAACUGAGAUGAGUGAGUCCAAAACGAGUUUAGGAGAAAGAUACAGGGAGGGAGAAAGUGAUAGCAAAGAAGAGAAAGAGCAGGAAAGAGAAGAGAAAGAAGAUGAGGAACAGAAAUGUGUUGAUGAGACAGAUGUAGAAUCAGAUGAGGAAAGUAAAGAUCAGAAGAAAGACAGGAGGAUGCAGCUUCCCAAUCAGUCUUUGUCCACAUCUAUAGAUCCAGGGUUUUUACUUAGUCCAUAUAUCGCCCUUGACACAAAGGAAAGGUGUCUAAAAUUCCAAGCACGACGCCUCCGGAUUCUACAGCAGCUACAGGGCAGCAAAACUGUCAAAAGAAAGCUACAGUUUGUAGUCAGUGUGCCAAGGUAAAUUCACCUGUCUCCAUGCUCACAGUUGAACUGAUGCCGCAGGAAACUGUUGAAAGGGGUGUUCUUAUGUUUAAAAAAAAUAUUAUAAAUAAUU